AAAAAGUUCUAAUUAAGAAACGAAUCGAACAUCGACGCGACGGCGUUUUGGGGGAUACUUAUCAAGGAGGGAAGUGCCAAAAGAACAAAGAAAAGUUGGAACAAUCUCUCAAGCCAAAAAUGUCUGAACCACUACUGACCUUUCAAUGGUCACCUGUGGACGUGAUCGCCGAAGAGUUCUGCGAAGGAGAUGUGGCCCUCUCCGACACAAUUUGUUCCAUGUUCGUCGAAGGUUGCUCAAUUCCAUUUAUCUCCCGAUACCGACGAGAAUGCACCCAAGGGAAAAUGCCGGAUGAACUUCGAAACAUGCAGGAAGCAUUCUCUCAAUUAGAGUUGGUUCAAUCCAAAGCUCUGACAUUGGCCCAGACGCUUUCCAAGGAUCCCAAGGUGACCCCGAAAGUGAUUGAAAAUAUUGGAAGAGCUAAAACCAUCGAUCAGUUGAGCAUCAUUACAGCUCCUUUUACCAAAGGAUCCAGCAAGACUCUGGCCGAAAAGGCCAAGGAAUUGGGCUUGGAACCACUGGCAAGCUCCGUCAUGAAGAGAGAGGAUUUCAAUCUGACUCAGUUUAUCAAGCCUCAGGUUGAAGGUCUGCAAACUCGCGCCAAUGUCCAGGAGAAUUUGGUCCAAAUCAUUUCCAAUUGGAUUGGCCAUAGUACUAAGGUCCUUGAAUUGACCUCGAGAUUGGAGUCAUAUCAAGGAGCUAAGGUGGUCAGUUCGAAGGCCAGAGCGACCAAGGCUGCUGAGGCUAAGAAACUGGCAGCCAAGGUGGAUGAAGACAAAUAUGAAAACUACUUGGCAUUUAAGAAGGAUGUGUGCUUCGUGGAUACUCAUCAGGUCUUGGCUCUUGUUCGAGGUCAGAAACAAAAGGUCUUGUCCGUCAAGAUCGAGCUGCCGCCACAAGUUGAGCAGCAUUACAUCAAAUUUUGCUCCAAGAUGUUCGGAGGGAACUCCCAAAGCCAAGAUUUUCGGAUCGAGACAAUGGGUUUGGCCAUUAAUGACAGCUACGAUCGCUUCGCCAAAGGUCGGAUGAUCAGAAAUAUCUGGUCCAAACUAACUGAUAAAGCGCAGAAAGAUUCGAUUGAAGUGUUCUGCAAGAAUCUAAGGCAACUUCUUCUCAUGCCAUCAUGUCCGAAUACUAUUAUCUUGGGCUUGGAUCCAGGAUAUCGGCAAUGUAAAUACGCCGUAAUCAGUGAGACCGGUGAAAUUGUCGACUACGGCGUGUUCCGUUUUACGUUUCCAAACGUCCCUCAACGAGUUCUUGACCAGUUCGUGGAGGUAGUGAACGACCACAGUGUGACCCUGAUAGCUCUUGGCAACGGCACAGCGUGUAGAGAAACCGAGAAGGUCGUGUCGGACGUUAUUCAAAGCGGUGAAAUUAACGAGGACUUGGAAAUCAAAUACUCCAUUGUCAACGAACAGGGUGCCUCCAUUUACAGCUGCUCAAAACUGGCGAUGGAUGAGCAUCCGGGCUUAGAUCCUCUUUACAUAAGUGCAGCUUCCAUAGCUCGACGCGUGCAAGAUCCGUUGUCCGAAUACGUGAAGAUUGAGCCCAAACAUCUUGGUAUUGGGAUGUACCAGCAUGACUUGUCUGAGGCAAAGUUAAAAAAGAAUCUGGAGGAAAUCAUGACCGAGUGUGUCAGUUUCGCCGGUGUGGAUAUUAAUUUUGCAUCUUGUCACGUUUUGGAAAAAGUGGCUGGGCUAUCAAAGAAAAUUGCAAGCGAUAUCAUAAAAUGGCGAGAGAGCAACAAGGGGUUCACAUCUCGAAAGGAGUUGAACUCGAUUAAAGGAAUUGGUCCGAAAACUUUCGAGCAAUGCGCUGGAUUUGUUCGCAUUUUCCCUAAUCGAGGAGAAAGGCCCAAUUUGGACGCAUAUUUGAUCCAUCCGGAGUCCUACGAGUUGGCCAGAAGCAUCAUCAAGAUUCAGGACCUCUCGGAAAGUCAACUUGGAAGCCAAAAGUUUCAAGACCAUUUCAAGGCAUUAAUGACGCACGACAGUAUGAUGAAACGGAUCGCUCAAGCCCUGAACAAGGAUUUAUCCACAAUUGAACUUAUCGUGGAAGCAUUUUCUCAACCCUUGCGAUUCGAUAUUCGUGAUACCAUGGACAAGCCCGUUUUUAAGACAGGAGUCAGGUCCGUUCAAGACCUAAAAGUUGGAGCUCAAUUGCAAGGUGUGGUCAGCAAUGUCACAAACUUUGGCGCAUUCGUUGAUAUUGGCGUUUCUCGAAAUGGGUUGAUUCACCAAAGCCAGAUGAUGAAAAAAGAGCUGGCUUUGGGUCAAAAAGUAACUGUAAUGGUUUUAAGCGUGGAACCUGAACGAGGCCGAAUAGGACUGAAACUACUGGCUUGAUGUGUUCUGAUAAUUCCCAUAAAUCUAUUCUGCGUAGUAAACAUAAAGUUCGUGUAAA
Molecule: messenger RNA, 2403 nt
Organism: Tigriopus californicus
Lineage: Eukaryota; Metazoa; Arthropoda; Copepoda; Harpacticoida; Harpacticidae
Product: S1 RNA-binding domain-containing protein 1-like
Exons: 8
Coding region: 120-2345 (741 amino acids)
Biological process (GO): nucleobase-containing compound metabolic process; translation
Molecular function (GO): structural constituent of ribosome; mRNA binding
Source: RefSeq, a predicted model, not a curated record